Messenger RNA from Ilex paraguariensis (yerba mate), 1243 nucleotides. The record is from the annotation of a GenBank genome assembly. NCBI's taxonomy places the organism in Eukaryota, Viridiplantae, Streptophyta, Magnoliopsida, Aquifoliales, Aquifoliaceae.
UCUCUCUCUCUCUCUCUCUCCUGUUCUUCAAUGAUGACCUGCUUACAAAACUGGCCAGAACCAGUGGUCCGAGCGCAAUCUCUUUCGGACAGUGGAAUAAGGGUUCUCCCCGAACGCUACGUUAAACGGCCGGCCGACCGUCCAUUGUCACUGGACUUACCAUCCAGUGACGUGAACAUCCCAGUCAUUGAUCUCCAAAACUUGUCUUCCGGUGACAACUCUCUACGCGCCACCACUUUGAGCCUCAUCUCCGGUGCGUGCCGCCACUGGGGGUUCUUCCAAGUUGUCAACCAUGGCGUGAGCCAUGACCUGAUGACCCGCGCACGCGAGGUGUGGCGCGAGUUCUUUCACCUUCCUCUUGAAGAGAAGCAAGUGCACGCCAACUCACCGGCUACAUAUGAGGGUUACGGUAGCCGCCUCGGGGUCCAAAAGGGUGCCAAGUUGGAUUGGAGUGACUACUUCUUUCUUCAUUUCCUUCCUGAGUCUAUGAGGGAUGAGAAUAAGUGGCCAAGUCUGCCACCAUCAUGCAGGGAACUGGUUGCUGAGUAUGGUAAAGAAGUGGUUAAACUCUGUGAGAAUUUGAUGAAGGUUUUGUCAGUAAAUCUUGGAUUAGGAGAGGAUUAUCUUCAGCAAGCUUUUGGAGGAGACGACGUUGGUGCAUGCUUAAGGGUAAACUUCUAUCCAAAGUGUCCACAACCAGACCUAACACUUGGUCUCUCAUCACACUCCGACCCUGGUGCCUUGACCCUUCUCCUCCCGGACGAUGACGUUUCUGGCCUGCAAGUCCGUCAAGGUGAUAACUGGAUCACGGUUAAACCAGUGCCUAAUGCUUUCAUCGUCAACAUUGGGGAUCAAAUCCAGGUGCUUAGUAAUGCAGCCUAUAAGAGCGUGGAACACAGGGUGAUUGUGAAUUCAGUGAAAGAACGAGUGUCUCUUGCCUUCUUCUACAACCCAAAGGGCGAUAUCCUCAUUGAACCUGCUAAAGAGCUUGUCACGGAGGAGAGACCUGCGUUGUAUCCGCCAAUGACAUUUAAUGCAUACAGAGCUUUGAUACGGACAGAGGGUCCUCGUGGCAAGUUGCAAAUAGAUUCAUUGAAAUCCCCACCAUGAAUCCGCUUGUCUCUCGUGGAUUUACAUUCCCUCUAAUAUAUUUUUUUCUCCAUUUUUAUCAGUUUAAAUCGUCCUUAUGUAUUUAUAGAUAACCCAUUAAUAUACAGCGGGUUCUAUUUGAUUUGAUGGCGGA